This is a messenger RNA of Dentiscutata erythropus, 1068 nucleotides long. The record is from the annotation of a GenBank genome assembly. Lineage: Eukaryota; Fungi; Glomeromycota; Glomeromycetes; Diversisporales; Gigasporaceae.
AUAAUUGAUAUUUUGAACCAAGAAGAAAGGAUAAAAAUACGAGACUAUAUCGAUUCAACUAAUUCCCAGCGACAAAGUGCAACUGAAAAAAAGCUUAAUGCUUUAAUUGAUAAAAUAAAAAAUUUACCAAAUCAACAAAUCAUAAGAAUUGAACAUAUAGUUAAUACUAUGAUCUAUCCUCAAGGUAAUAUGAAAGGCCAAAUAUUAUCGCCAUACUUGCAAAAUAAGGCGAUUGAGUUUGUGUCUAGUGGUUUCUUUAAACACUAUUCAUCUGCUUUCAACUUACAAAAUAAAAUAAAAAAGUUAGAAAGUAAAAACAAAGUAUUAACAAAAUCAGUAGAACAAUUGAAUAAGAAACUUAGAUCUUUUUGUGUAAAAAUCGUUCAAGCUGAAAAAAGAAAACAACAAUAUAUUUUUAAAAUUCGAUCUGUAGCUCAGAAAUCAAAAAAGAUAAAAAAAAAUCAAUUUCAAAUAGCUGCAAAAAAAAUGAUAAAGCGAAAUAAUAAUGAGUAUACAACCAAAUUUGUUAAACUUGCUACUGAGAUAAGCAAUAUUAGAACAAUUUCACUUUUAGCAACCAUCGAAUGUGCUAAAGCAAUAGCAAUAUUCUUUACUGGAGAAAUACCAAAACAUUGGCUAUCAACAGAAACUCUUUCUCGAUGGAAUAAAGAAGUUGCCAGAAUAUCACUUAAUCAAAAUCGACCAGAAAACCCAAAUUUACCUGCAUAUUCGUAUGGUGUAAUGGCUGAUAAAAGUACACGAGGAGAUAAAAAAGUGUUUUUGGUUUGUUUUGCAUAUUGGAAUGAGCAUAAUCAGCUGAUGAUUACUCUUGCAAAAAUGAUAGAUCUAAAUAAAUGCAGCGGAGCUAUUAUAGCUAAAACAGUAAAAGAAACAUGUGAAGAAAAUAAACUAGAUCCAGCACUAUGUGGAUUUUGGCUUACUGAUAAUACAGCAUACAUGUCAGGAAAUAAAUUGGGAGCCAUCGUUGAAUUCAACUUGCAAGCAAACGCAUCUUCCGGGAAACGAUGGGAAGAUUUAGGAAAUCAACAACUUUGCAAUGGCGUUUGA